Molecule: messenger RNA, 2059 nt
Organism: Impatiens glandulifera
Lineage: Eukaryota; Viridiplantae; Streptophyta; Magnoliopsida; Ericales; Balsaminaceae
Product: dol-P-Man:Man(6)GlcNAc(2)-PP-Dol alpha-1,2-mannosyltransferase
Exons: 10
Coding region: 77-1786 (569 amino acids)
Biological process (GO): protein N-linked glycosylation
Cellular component (GO): endoplasmic reticulum membrane
Molecular function (GO): alpha-1,2-mannosyltransferase activity
Source: RefSeq, a predicted model, not a curated record
GUAGAGUAAGUAACAAGAUGAAGGAAGACGAUCUCAGUCAUAGCUACAGCCGGUAGAGAGUGAGAGAAUCGCAGAAAUGGCUAUGGAAACUCGUCAGAGACGGCCUUUGCCGUCCAAUCCAUCUUCAUCAUCGUCUUCUUCUUCAUAUUCAAAGUUCGACAAAUCAGGGAAAUCAGACGGAACUGAACCGGAUAAAGGAUUGCGAUGGGUUUUGCCUUUGUUGGCAUUAGGUAUGCUUAGAUACUUCAGUGCUACGUCAAAUAUCGUCCACGAUUGCGACGAGGUGUUUAAUUAUUGGGAGCCUCUUCAUUUCCUUCUAUACAAGUCCGGUUUCCAGACUUGGGAGUACAGUUCACAGUUUGCCCUCCGCUCGUACUUGUACAUUCUGUUCCAUGAACUAGUGAGCAGGCCAGCUUCUUGGAUAUUUAGAGAUGAGAAGGUGCGAGUAUUUUAUGCAACAAGAAUCUUUCUUGGUCUGAUUUCUGUCAUCACAGAGUCUGCUCUGAUUGUAGCCCUGUCUAGGAAAUAUGGAAAGCGAAUUGCAUCUUAUGCGCUGGCCAUGCUAUGCUUAACGAGUGGUUGCUUUUUUGCAAGCACAAGUUUCUUACCCAGUUCAUUCUCAAUGUAUGCCAUGUCACUGUCCUCUGCUCUGUUUCUUUUUGAUAGGCCAUCAUGGGCAGUGGCAGUGGCAGCCAUUGGAGUCAUCCUUGGCUGGCCUUUCUCUAUAUUGGCUUUUCUACCAAUAACGAUUUAUUCAUUGAAAAGAAAUUUCAAGCACUCAUUUCUCGCAGGAGCUUCCACCUCCCUCGUGCUUCUUGCGCUCUCGUUAUUUGUUGAUAACCAAUAUUAUGGACGGUUAACAUCAUCGGUUAUGAACCUGUUGUUAUAUAAUGUUGCAGGAGGUGGGGACAGCCACUUGUAUGGGACUGAAGGACCACUUUUCUAUUUGAAAAAUGGGUUUAAUAAUUUCAACUUUUGCUUUAUUCUUGCUUUGCUGUUUCUGGUAAUGCUUCCUAUUGCAAAGAGGAAGUAUGCUCCAGAUUUGUUGAUUGUCAUCUCGCCUAUCUAUAUUUGGCUGGCUUUCAUGUCUUUACAGCCACACAAAGAAGAAAGAUUUCUGUACCCGAUAUAUCCACUCAUUUGCAUCGCUGCUUCAGCUGUCAUAGAGAGCUUUCCUGAUUUGUUUCGUGACAAGUUUAACCAAAAUGAUGCAUCUCUCCUUGUAACGAUAGCAAAACUUGUGAGGCCCUUGGCUCUUGGCAUCAUUUUAUGGGCCUCCCAUUCUCGAACAUUCUCCAUAAUACAUGGUUAUUCUGCGCCGAUGGAGAUUUACAAACAUUUGGACUACCAUGAUGAUGUUGGACCAGGAUCCGUGCUUUGUGUUGGUAGCGAAUGGCAUCGCUUUCCAUCAUCCUUCUUCAUUCCUGACCAUGUUUACGAAGUCAGAUGGAUAGAUGACGGUUUUGGAGGACUCCUUCCGUUCCCAUUCAAUUCCACCUUGGGUGGAACAACAGUUGCUCCAACUUAUUUUAACAACAAGAACAAGGCUUCAGAUGAGCAAUAUCUUCAAGAUCUGGAAAAGUGCGACUUUCUUGUCGAGUUGCAGCUUGAACGCCCUUACCUAACUCGUGGAAGCGACAUGUCAACAUGGGAGGUAGUUGCGGCAAUACCUUACCUGGACCGAGAGCUUUCACCUGCCAUAUACAGGUCAUUCUACAUUCCGCACCUCUGGCAUCAUAAGAAUGUAUUUGGAUUAUACAAGCUACUGAAGAGAAUACACAAGUGAUAUUGGUUAUAUUCUCAACUCUUCAAACAUGAGAUAUUUGCUCAUCAGAAAAUGCUCCCCUUUUAAAGUUGAGAAUGUUCGAGUGGUGGCCUCAUUUCUGAAGCAAAUUUAACACUUAUACGAUGCACUAAUCGUUUGACCCUUUUUUCCUAGACACCGGAAGUUAGUUUUUCUACACUUUAAGUUGUUGUUGAUCUAGUUUACGUCGUUAAUUUGGAAUUUUGCUGUUGUUGACUGUUGUUUAGUUAAUGGUUCAUUUGAAAAUUUUAAGUA